Pneumocystis murina B123 is the source of this 537-nucleotide messenger RNA. RefSeq lists its product as hypothetical. The transcript has 6 exons. The coding region runs from base 102 to 515 and encodes 137 amino acids. NCBI's taxonomy places the organism in Eukaryota, Fungi, Ascomycota, Pneumocystomycetes, Pneumocystales, Pneumocystaceae. The record is from RefSeq and is a predicted model, not a curated record.
UAUUUUUUAUCGGCUGAUAAGAUGAUAAAAUACUAAUUUUUUACAUGAUUUUGUAGGAAUUGUUUAAUUUAAUAUAAUUUUGGCAUGAGUAUACAGAAUAUAUGAAUUGUGAAUGUUCUAAAAAAUUCACAUCUAUAUUAUUUAUGAAAGGGUAUGAACAAUGCAAAAUUUAUAAUGGACAGAUGUUUUAUUGUUUUUCAUGUGGUAGCAAGGACAGUUUUCGUUCUUUGCAUAAUCAAAGACUUCAAAUGUAUCUGGAUAGAGUACGUCAUUGUCGAGAAGAAUAUUGGUUAAAGAAUCGUAAAAAAGAUCAAAUAAUGCAAUCUUUUUUUCUUGCUGAGGAAAAUGAACGGCGUAAAUUUUUAGAACAAGAAGCGAUAUUUCACCAAAUUACUUUUGAUGAAAUUGAUGACGAUGAACAUAUAUUUAUUGAUCAGAUAGAAGCUUUGGAAGAUGAACAAAAUAAUUAUCUUAUUGACAGAUAUGUGAAAGAUACAUUUGAAGAACGUCUUUAGAGCCUAUUCGGUCAUUUUCUUG